UGAUGACUUAUAGAGCGAGAUGACGAUUUUAAGACGUUGGCGGUAAAAAGGAAAAAUAAAGAGAUCGAUACUUCAUACACUGAAAUAGAUAUCUAUAGAUUUAAAAUUUAUAAAAACUAUACUGAAAAUUCGUCACAGAAUGAGUUCUGCGAGCAAGGUAGGAGAAAUUUUUACGGCAGCUGGGGCAGCUUUCAGCAAAUUGGGAGAAUUAACUAUGCAACUUCAUCCGACUGCAGAACAAAAUACGAGCGGUGGGAAAUGGACAGACCAAGAAAUUGAGUUGCUGCGAACAUCUGUGAAAAGAUUUGGUGAAGAUCUCAAUAAAAUCAGUGAAGUGAUCAAAAGCAGAACAGUGUCACAGAUUCGCAACCAGCUGAAGAGAAAAGCAUAUGAGGAUGCGGGACUUCAGCCUCCAGUUACCUCCCCUACAAAACCUUCUGCCAAAUCUGUGCAAGGUGUUGCUGAGCAGCAUGGCAAGAAGCAGAAAACAUCAGAGCCAGCAGUAAAGAAACAGCGAACAUCAGUUGCAGAGGUAACCCUGUCAGCACUCAAUGCUCCAGAGGGGGAUGUUGACAUUGAGGGACUAGGGGACUCCUCUGCCAGUAAGAAACUGGACUUCGACUCAGAUGUUGAUUCCAGCAUGCUUUGACACCUUUACACCAGACUUCAAGCAUGAUCUACGUCAUAGUGUUCAUCAUUAAGGGAGAACUCCACAGAAGACUUGAUUAGUCAGCGAUUACACAUCUGUUUGCUGGACCAGUAGACCCCUGUCUGUGGUUUGGGUUACAUUUUGUGUGGUGUUUUCACCUGGAAAGGCAGCAUUUCCCACUCCACUGUGAAGGCAUCAACAGCCCAUCCAAACCAAGCUUAUUUUAAAGGGGGAAGGCAAGAUGUCACCUUUUGCCAACCAGCAUGCAGUCGUGAUCAGUUGUAAUUUAUUGAAAACAUUACUCUGGUCAAAGUUUUUCCUAAAUCCCCAGACACUAACCACUUCUCAACUAAGUGCUUAUGUCAGUUUGAUUAAAAACUAAUUUUAAUGUGACUUGUUUAUGGCUGCUGUUCUUGUUUAUGAACUAUUUUUGACACUUGUGAUACACUCAGUCAUCAUAAGAACUGAGCACACGUCCUUGUGUCCUUUGUUAAUGUGACUGUAGGCAGAGCUAGAUUGAGAUAAACUAUUUGGAACCUCAUUCUGGUCCUGAAAUCAUUGGUUUGUCAAAGUCAUUGCUGCUGUAGAGGUACACUUGAAUCUGUUCCUAGAGAGCUAUGGGAUGGCUGUUGAAAGAAUUAUCAUCUUCUGCUUAAUCAUGGACGAAAUGAGUAGGUCCUGUAUCGUCAAUGAAGCACGAGAGAUGUUGGUCCUACUUGCGAUCUUGAGUGUAAAGAUUCUCUUCAGAUAGCAUUGAGAUGAAGAUUUAUUCAUCUUAAAGCAUGUAUUUUCUGUGUAUAUGGUUGUCUGUAACCCUGUCUGGAAAGCAGCUUUCAGAUGACUUCUACUUUUAUUUCAGUAUUUAUUUUUACCAAGAUUCAUUUUUUAAAUUUCAUGUAUUUAUGAACUGCAAAACAGUUGUCAUCAUUUCAUCAUCAGCGACAUGCUGUGAAUCAUCAAACCACAUACUUAUUUUAGUAGUUGAAUUUUUUUUCAAAAGUAUGUCCCAUUUAAGCAUGAAGGCAAUUACUGUUUGAACUGCAAUGACAGCAAGGAGUAGAAGUGAACACUGAAUUAUGUGUGUGUUGGUGGAUGGGAGAAAGUUUGUAUUCCUGUGACCUGUCAACCUUUUUAUGUCAGUGAGUCUUCAUUAACAAAUGCCAGUGCUGAGACAAUUUUCAUAGAUGUGGAUUCUAGUAUGUCAAGAGUAGGUAUUGAAGAUUAUCGGAUGUUUCUCUGAAGUAAAACCCAUUGGAAACGUAUUGCUAGUGAAGUAAUUGAUAAAUUAUUCUGAUUUAAGUUUGUUAUGUACCAUCACUUUCUACAUUCAUGGCAGAACAAAGCAGAUGCUUAACUGCUUGUUCUAAAGAGGGUUUUUGUUUCGGUGGUUGAAAUUUGAUUGUACAUGUACUCCAUUUGUUAUUGUGUUUGUUACAUUCUUUUAAAAGCUACAUCAUAAUAAUAAUAGUUAUAAAAAUGUUGAUUGUUAGAGUACCUUUCCCCAUCAAGGUGGGGUUUAUGAAAACACAUAAAAAUAACGUGCCAGCAGCACCUGGUUGUGAGAUCUGGAACUGAGCAAGUAUUGGUGAUUAAGAAACCAGUAAGAAAAUUCAUGCAGCAAGUGGCAGGAUAAACACACUUCUCAUAGUAAGUCCAUGCCCAGAUCUGAAAUGUAAGUGGAAGGAAAUGACUGACAUGGCCCACAAACGAAGAUUAAACAAUCUGAAGACAAUUGCAGAAAAAUGGAUGCAAGUAAGAUGAACAGUAGGCUGCAAAGACUGUUAGUGGACUUAAGGUGAAAACAACUUGGCACAAGUAUAACAAACAUUUAAAACAGGUAUAAAUGACAGUGAAAAGGACUGAACACCAAGAUACAAGUCAUUGCAGGUCCAGGGACAACAAGAGAGCAGUUCCUUAAACUGGUCACAUUUUACAUAUACACACAGGUAGUAAAAUAUGUAAGUCUCAUAUCUUACAUUUAAUAAUUGGGCAUUAAUUUCCUUAAACAUAGUCUUGAAGCUGUUAAACAUUGUUGCAGAAACAUACUAUUGCAAGGCAGACAUUUCAGAAAUAAAGAUAUUGGUAACUUCUUA
Molecule: messenger RNA, 2742 nt
Organism: Pomacea canaliculata
Lineage: Eukaryota; Metazoa; Mollusca; Gastropoda; Architaenioglossa; Ampullariidae
Product: chromatin complexes subunit BAP18-like
Exons: 7
Coding region: 140-649 (169 amino acids)
Cellular component (GO): NURF complex; MLL1 complex
Source: RefSeq, a predicted model, not a curated record